This is a messenger RNA of Suillus subaureus, 712 nucleotides long. RefSeq lists its product as uncharacterized. NCBI's taxonomy places the organism in Eukaryota, Fungi, Basidiomycota, Agaricomycetes, Boletales, Suillaceae. The record is from RefSeq and is a predicted model, not a curated record. The transcript has 5 exons. The coding region runs from base 203 to 586 and encodes 127 amino acids.
CAGGGCAGUCUGGUCCCUCAGAUGCUGUGAUGAUGCGGUGUGACAUGCACAUGGUGACUAUCCUAAUUCUGUCCUGAGUUCCUGCCAAAGUUGAGAGCAUGAGACACAUGGAUAUCAAUAUGAUAGACACCCAGUCGGUAAAGGCGCUAGUUUGGUGGCUCAAACCCACCUAAGAUUCGAAUCCACCACACAAUCUCGGGCGAUGUUCUCCAAAAAUUCAAAGGCUGGAAGGGCUAGCCAACCGAAGAGUAUCCCACAUGCUAAACAACCAUCUGCUGAAGAUAAGCAGUCCCAGGACGAUAAUGUGGUCCAGCUGCUGGGUGCCACUAUAUCAGCUAUCAACGCCACCAAAGACCUUGUGCCUAUCGAUCUGGUGAAAGGCAUCCUUGGAAUGAUUGUAAACAUUUUGACUGUUGCGCAGGCAGUGAUAAAGAACAAGUCCGAUUUCCAAGCGAUAGCUGACAAGUGCGAGACCAUCAGGGACAUCCUUGAACAAGCGACCAAGGGUGCUACCAAAGACGAUCUGAAAGGAUACUUGGGGCACUGCAUUAACUCAGCUCAACAAGUCAGUAGGCCGCAUCAAUAGCGAUAUAGAGUCGUCGAAGGAGCAAGGAUUUUGGCACAGGCUCCUCUCCAUUUCCAUCGAUCGCGACCGGAUUACCAAAUGGGAGAAAGAUCUGGAUCAAGCCCUCGUGCUAUUCAGAGUAUGUUU